UUAUUUUUAAUUGAUUUUCAAAAUAUUAAAUCAAGAUCGAUCAACUAUGAGCCUCUAGAUAUUUAUAUAAGCUCUAUGUGUGUGAAGAGUAGAGGUAGAAGAAAAGGUUUCCCUUCCUCUUCACCAAGUACAAAAGAUAUUUCCCUUUGCCAAAACAUUAUAAGCAUGAUAGACGGCAUCGAGGGAAAAGAAAAUAAACAUUUUUGGGCUUGAAGGAAAAAACAUAGCUAUUAGAAGUUUGAGGACUGAGCAGAUGAAAAAGGAAAUUGUCACUCUAAAUAUAAAUGUCGAUGCAACGAAGUUAAUUUGAUGUGAUUAUUAAUUUGAUGCGAUUAUGAUGCUGAAUUCCCCUCUAAACAAAGGGUUCAAAGUCAUUGCACCCCAUUUGUUCGAUGAAAUUUCGAGCCGAAAUUUCGUUUCCUCGAAAAUUUCACCAUUUUGCAAGAGCUCUGGACUCGAAGAUUCAUGGCGACCUUUCUAUCAAAUGGUUGGACUUGGAUUCAAGCCCAACCAGUUCAUCUAUGGCAGCUUACUUUCAGCUUGUGCAGCUUCUCAAGCUGUAAAACCAGGCCUUCAAGCCUAUUCUCAUGCAAUAAAAACUGGGUUUUCUUCAGAUGAUUAUGUUUGUACUGGGAUGAUUGGUCUCUUUUCAAAAUGCCAUUGUUUUAAUGAAGCUUUGAGAGUUUUUAAUGGAGCUAAUCGAGAAAAUGUCAUUUCCUGGAACACCACUAUAGCUGGGGGAGUUAGAAAUGCGGAUUACAAGCUGGCAUUGGAACUUUUCCUUCGAAUGUUAGAUGGGUUUUCUGCACCAAGCUCGUUUACGCUAUCCAGUGUUUUGGGUGCUUGCUCUGGUUUGAAGGCUCUGGUUUUUGGUCAAGGGAUUCAUGGAUGGGUGGUUAAGUCUGGCGUAGAGGGUGAUGUUUUUGUGGGCACUGCUCUUGUUGAUAUGUAUUCGAAAUGUGGAAAAAUGGAGGAUGCAGUUAAGGCUUUCGAGAGAAUUCCAGAUCAGAAUGAGGUUUGUUGCACUGCAAUUAUAUCGGGUUUUGUCCAAUCUGAUCACCCUGUCUCGGCCCUUCGGUUUUUCAUAGAUAAAAGAAAAACUGGGGUGGAUUUCAAUCAAUUCACUAUAACAAGUGUAUUAUGUGCCUGUGCUCAAGUUGCUUGGUUUAAAGAGGCAUCCCAAGUCCAUUGUUUGACUGUAAAAACUGGGUUUUUUGAGGAUUGUGCAGUUCAAAAUGCUCUGAUAAACACUUAUUCAAAAUGUGGGUCCAUCGAUUUUGCAGAGAGGGUGUUUGAGGGAAUGGGUGGAGAGAAGAACUCUGUUUCUUGGGCCUCCAUGAUGACUUGUUAUGCUCAGAAUCAUAUGGGCGGGAAAUCGAUCAAACUGUUUCAAAGAAUGCUAAAUGAAGGCCUGAAACCAGAGUGCUUCGCAUGCUCUAGUGUUUUGAGCAUUAUUGGUCUUCUAGAUAUGGGGAAGCAAAUCCAUUGCUUUGCCAUAAAGGCUGGACUUGACAUGGACAUUUCAGUUGGUAGUGCUAUUUUCACCAUGUAUUCCAAGUGCGGGUGCUUAGACGAUUCUUAUAAAGUUUUCGCGCUGAUUCCAAAAAAAGAUGCGGUGUCAUGGACCUCUAUGAUUGCAGGGUUUUCUGAAUAUGGCCAGCCGAUGAAUGCAUUUCAAGUGUUUCAAGACAUGUUAAUGGCUGAAUUGAAGCCUGACCAGGUGACUUUAGCAGCUGUUCUCAGUGCUUGUACGGCCUGCAAGUCCAUGAAGAGAGGGAAAGAAGUUCAUGGCUAUGCAAUAGUUUCUGGAGUGGGGUCUGAAACCCUUUUUGGGGGUGCUCUGGUUACCUUAUAUUCAAAGUGUGGUGCUCUAGUUUUAGCCCAAAGAGCUUUUGAUUCAAUGCAUGAAAGAGAUUUAGUAGCAUGGUCAUCACUAAUUUCAGGUUAUGCUCAGAAUGAUAUGGCCAUGGAGGUGAUGGCACAAUUUAGAGAUAUGAGGAUCUCCGAUUUGGACAUGGAUGGGUUCACAAUUUCAUCGAUUCUCCGCCUAUCCGGCUCCUCUGUGAAGUUGGAACUGGGUAUAGAGAUCCAUGCUCUUUCUGUGAAAUCAGGGUUGGACCUCGAUCACUCAGUGAGCAGCUCUCUCAUAACAAUGUACUCGAAAUGUGGGAGCUUAUAUGACUCUUCAAUAGUUUUCGACUCUAUAAUGCAGCCCUGUUUGAUUUCUUGGACUGCAAUAAUUGUUGCUUAUGCUCAGCAUGGCCAAGCAAAUGAGGCUUUGAAAUUGUUUGAAAAGAUGAAGAGAGAAGGUGUUGAACCAGACUCUGUGACUUUUGUUGGGGUUCUCACAGCUUGUAGCCAUAAUGGGUUAGUUGAAAAAGGUUUUAGCUAUUUGAAUUCAAUGGUGAGAGAUUAUGGCCUCAAACCAGGAACCCAACACUAUGCUUGCAUUGUAGAUUUGCUUGGUCGAUCUGGUAAGCUUGAAGAAGCAUGGAGGUUUAUAGAAUCAAUGCCUAUUGAGCCCGAUGCUUUGAUUUGGGGUGCAUUGCUUGGUGGUUGCAGGGUUCAUGGCCAUGAGGAGUUGGGGAAGCUUGCAGCUCAAAAACUUUUGGAGCUUGAGCCACGGGAUUCUGGAGCUUAUGUUUGUCUCUCCAAUAUCUAUGCAGAAGCUGGUUGUUGGGAAGAAGUUAGAGAAAUUAGGAGCUUGAUGAGAGAGAUGGGUGUGAACAAAGAGCCUGGAUGGAGUUCUAUGUGAGAGAAUUCAUGAUAC
Messenger RNA from Amborella trichopoda, 2770 nucleotides. It is a transcript of the gene OTP87, whose product is annotated as pentatricopeptide (PPR) repeat-containing protein. Gene Ontology annotation, molecular function: protein binding; RNA binding. Lineage: Eukaryota; Viridiplantae; Streptophyta; Magnoliopsida; Amborellales; Amborellaceae. The record is from RefSeq and is a predicted model, not a curated record. Gene Ontology annotation, biological process: RNA modification.